AUGUCACUAGAUUCAGUUAAUGAUGAAAUAGAAGUCAUAGCGAGCGACGAAGUCCUUGGAUCAAGCGCAACAAACGACAAUUUUAAAGAAUUCGAGGAACUCGAGGAAGAUGAUUGGACUUCGAGUCAAAAUGAGCCGUCAACGAGCAUCUCGGCGAAAUACGUGCGCGAGGAGCCGGAAAAAUCUGUAGAUUUUAAACGAGUCAAAAAACGAGGUAAUAAUAGGCCAAAAACGAUUUCGACGUGCGAAAUUUGCGGAAUCGUUCUAAAAUAUCCAUCGAAAAUUCGGGAACACAUGAGAACUCAUACCGGUGAGAAGCCAUUCCGUUGCGAUAUUUGCGGCCUUUGUUUUUCACAACGAUCUCCAAUGAUAAAUCAUUUUCGCAAACAUAUGGGUGAUUUUCCAUAUCAAUGCAGUUUCGGGUGCGGUAAACGGUUUGUAAAUAAUGCGAGAAAGAAUGCACACGAGUUGCGCCACAUCGGCCUGACGCGCCAGGGACCCCCUAGGCCACAUCUAAAGCCGCCGAGGCGACUAAUUUGCCCAAAUUUGGUGCCGGAUGAGCCGCGUGAUCCCAAUCUUCCAAAUUCCGCCGUAGCUAAUUUUGAAGAUAUUGUAAUUACCGACGAAUUAGAGAGACAGGAGGCUGAAAGCAUUUCAUCGAAAAAACCGGAGAAUUCGGAGACAAAACGGGACAGAUUGGUGGAAACAAAUAAAAGAAUCGAUGAGGUUAUCGACUCGGUUCUUUCGAAAUGCUUAUUGACGGCGCCAAGCGUUGAUGAGAAGAAGCAUGAAAUGUUGAAGCGACCCUAUCUCGCUCGUCGUCCCACUACCAUCGCCCAAUGCAAGAUCUGCGGAAUAAUGAUUAAACAUCCAAGUAAAAUUCAAGCCCAUGUGCGAACGCAUACUGGCGAAAAGCCGUAUCAAUGCGGCGAAUGCGGGCUUUUCUUGACGAAAUCGACGUCGCUAAAGAUUCACAUCAGAAGGAAGCACACAUUGGAAAAGCCGUUUGAAUGCGAAUGGGAAUGCGGAAUGAGUUUUGUUUCGGAAGCGUGUCGAAAUGAGCACCAAAAAAUUGUGCAUUCGGGUUAUAAGCGCUAUGAAUGCCUUCUAGAUGGAUGCCGCGAGACAUUUUCCCGACGAUCUUAUUUGAUGAGACACCGCGCCAACGUGCAUGGUGAGGUGUUCACGCAGAUUUUCGAUCCUGAAGAGGUUGCCGAGCAAGAGGCGGCCGAUCUGGUCGGCGAGCAAAUGCCGCCGAGUAUUAUAAUGCUUGAGAAUGAUGGAAAACCGGCAUUCGGGGAGCUCAUGGAAAUCCUUCAACCCAACGACGAGUACGACGAGGAAGAAUUUGUGGAAGCCGAGAAUUUAAAUUAUUCUGCAUUGGACCCGAAAUAA
Molecule: messenger RNA, 1395 nt
Organism: Caenorhabditis bovis
Lineage: Eukaryota; Metazoa; Nematoda; Chromadorea; Rhabditida; Rhabditidae
Source: the annotation of a GenBank genome assembly